UCGAGGUUCAACUUGUGUUGCUAUAGUGUAGACAGUGCUCUGCGCGCGCAUGUGUGUGUAUCUGUGGCAGCUCGAGCGACCAGCGCGGCAGGUUGUUUGCGACGGAGAUACAGAGCUGCAAGCAGCGACACUUUGAGAACAGGGAAGCAGAGUCGCCGGAAGCAGCAGCAGCAGACGCGAGGUGGCCGCAGACAGCAAAAAUCACCGGCAGCACAAGCGACAGACACCGAGGCGGCCAGCGGGGAGGAGAGACGGACGAGGUGGAUGAGGAGGAGGAGGAGGAGGAGGAGGUACCUGCACCCAGACUCGUUUUGCCCCGCCGCCUCCGUCACGUCUCCCUCCCUGUCGUCGCUCUCCUCACCCCUCGUACCUCUCGGACCGCUUCCUCGUUAAAAUGGCUGACCCCAACAGCGACGGUGAGGUGCCGGAGAGCGCGCGCGGUUUCGCCCGCCAGGGAGCCCUCCGCCAGAAGAACGUGCACGAGGUGAAGAACCACAAGUUCAUCGCGCGCUUCUUCAAGCAGCCGACCUUCUGCAGCCACUGCACGGACUUCAUCUGGGGCUUUGGGAAGCAGGGAUUCCAGUGCCAAGUGUGCUGUUUUGUGGUCCAUAAGCGCUGUCAUGAGUUUGUCACUUUUUCCUGUCCAGGGGCCGACAAGGGACCUGCGUCUGACGAUCCUCGCAGUAAACACAAGUUUCGGGUCCACACCUAUUCCAGCCCCACCUUCUGUGACCACUGUGGUUCCCUCCUGUAUGGGCUGAUACACCAGGGCAUGAAAUGCGACCACUGCAUGAUGAACAUCCACAAGCGAUGUGUGGCCAACGUCCCGAGCCUGUGUGGAACGGAUCACACGGAGAGGAGAGGACGCAUCCACAUCUCCGCCCACAUCACUGACGACGUUCUUGCCGUCACUAUCAAAGAGGCAAAGAACCUGGUGCCCAUGGACCCAAACGGCCUAUCAGACCCCUACGUUAAGCUCAAGCUGAUUCCCGACCCCAAGAGUGAGAGCAAGCAGAAGACGAAGACCAUGAAAUGUUGCCUAAACCCCACCUGGAAUGAAUCCUUCACUUUUAAGCUCAAAGAAAGUGACAAGGACCGGCGUCUGUCAGUGGAGGUAUGGGACUGGGAUUUGACCAGCCGGAAUGACUUUAUGGGAUCGCUCUCCUUUGGCAUCUCAGAGCUACAGAAACAAGGAGUAGAUGGAUGGUUUAAACUGCUGUCCCAGGAGGAAGGAGAAUACUUCAGUGUUCCUGUCCAACCAGACGGAGAAGAGGGGAGCGAGUCGAUACGACGGCAGAUUGAUAGGGCAAAAAUAGGUCCAGGGAAGCCGUCAGACUCGUCCUCGUCCUCGGUUUGUAAGUACGACAGCAACGGCAAUCAGGACCGUGUCAAACUCGCAGACUUCAACUUUAUCAUGGUUCUGGGCAAAGGCAGCUUUGGAAAGGUGAUGCUGGCAGAGAGGAAAGGUACGGAUGAGUUGUAUGCUGUCAAAAUCCUAAAGAAGGAUGUGGUGAUCCAAGACGAUGACGUAGAGUGCACCAUGGUGGAGAAAAGAGUUCUGGCUCUGUCUGGCAAACCUCCAUUCCUCACUCAGCUGCACUCAUGUUUCCAAACCAUGGACCGGUUGUAUUUUGUCAUGGAAUAUAUCAACGGAGGAGACCUCAUGUAUCAAAUCCAACAGGUUGGCAAGUUCAAGGAGCCUCAUGCUGUGUUCUAUGCAGCAGAAAUUGCCAUUGGCCUCUUCUUCCUUCACUCCAAGGGCAUUGUGUAUCGAGACCUGAAGCUGGACAAUGUGAUGUUGGACUCUGAAGGCCACAUAAAGAUUGCAGACUUUGGCAUGUGCAAAGAAAACAUGUUUGAUGGCAUUACAACAAAGACGUUUUGUGGGACACCAGACUACAUUGCCCCAGAGAUCAUUGCUUAUCAACCUUAUGGGAAGUCUGUGGACUGGUGGGCCUUUGGAGUACUGCUUUAUGAAAUGCUUGCCGGACAGCCUCCAUUUGAUGGUGAAGAUGAAGAUGAGUUGUUCCAGUCAAUCAUGGAGCAUCAUGUCUCUUACCCUAAAUCCAUGUCCAAAGAAGCUGUUGCUAUCUGCAAGGGGCUGAUGACCAAACACCCAGGGAAGCGUCUUGGCUGUGGCCCAGAGGGAGAAAGGGACAUCAAGGAGCACGCCUUCUUCCGCUAUAUUGACUGGGAAAAGCUGGAGAAUAAGGAGGUCCAGCCUCCUUUCAAACCAAAAGCGUGUGGGCGUGAUGCAGAGAACUUUGAUCGCUUUUUCACACGCAACCCCCCUGAGCUGACCCCCCCAGAUCAGGAGCUAAUAUCCAACCUGGACCAGGAAGAAUUCCAAGGCUUCUCAUUUGUUAACCCUGAGUACAACCACCCAGCUCAAUGACCAUGUAACAUUUCUCCUGGCUUUAUUAGAAAUCACCCAUUCUCCAUAAACAUACUUUAAAAGAAACACCAAACAAGAAAAAAUUAUGAUGAUGUCAUAUUUGGGUUGCAUCCAGCAAUUUUUAACCUUUUAAGAUCUGAUGUUACACAUUAGCACUUUUUCUGGCUCAGGUCUGAAAGGCUUAAAGAUGUUUGAGCAUUUGGGAAAGAUAUUUAUUUAGUUUGUUCCAAAAGUGUGAAAACUAUUCAAGCGGUUUGUUAGAGAGGAAGCUGAAGGUGUUAGCUUAUCUUAGGCUCUAGCUAAAAUCUGAGAAGCAUCUAUAAACUGAUACCUUUCCUUUGCCCCUGGAAACCACUAUCAUACCUAAAUAUCCAACUAAACAUACUACACAUCUUGCUCAACAGUGAUUGUUUAAUUUUAUAAACAAUAAGAAUAUAACAGAGCAAUAAAAUCAAAGAGAGAAAAGUAGCAUUAUCCUAAACUGUCUUUCAAGAUUCAGUUGAACAUGUUAGUUUAGUUUAGCACAGCAAAAACUCAGAAGCAGCAAGAAGAUAAAUGACCUAAUUUUUUAUAGAAAGCAUGAAUGAAACCUUUUGCCUGUAACAAUCUUGUUGUUAGCUUACAUUGGCUUAGUUUAAUGUAACAUAAAGACAAAAAAUGUCUGAAACCUGGUUCCCUGACAUUUUUGACUGCAUACUUUGAGAACAUCAUAAAAAUGUUUACAUUGUCAAGUUUUAUUUUUAAAUGCCAUAUAAAUGUAUAAGUGUUCGUUAAAUGCCAUAUUCAUGGUUAAAAGAAAAAUUGUAGUUAGCUUAAAUUAGCAUUGAGACUGUGUUAUUAAUGGACUUUGUUAAAGAUUGUUUUAAAAACUUCACACUCUAAAGCAAUAAAGGAUUAAUCUGUUUGUUAAAAUUAUUUUUAAAAACCUUCACAGACUAAAUUAAAAAAAUGCUAACUUGUCUUAAUAGAUUCUAUUAAAACUAAUUGUUUUCCAUAUUUGCCACUCGUCUGUAUUUUCUUCUAUAGUGUAUGGUUUUAAAUUGACAGUAAAAUAUUUACUAUUUGCCUGCUUCAAAUCCUGAUGGGGUCAGAGGUGUGGCAAAAUUCAUUUUUCAACUAGAUCAAAUGUAGAAAUCUUUCCUUCUGCCGGAUUCACGUUAUUACCACGUUAUGUUUAUGCUAAAAUCAUCCAAAGUAGUGUAGUUGAGGCUUUACACAUAGCUUAGUGAACUUGGAUGCCUACUAACAUCCUCACAUAGCCACCAACAGUUCUGUGCCGCCAUGAUAAAAAUUGUUGAGGUGACUCAAUGGUGUCUAGUUAAAUUGACGCAGAAGAAGCAGUGCGAUAAACCCUGAUGUUUUCUCUCAUCAAUUUGUUAGAAAAUAUACUAAAUGGUAAAUGUUACUAAAUAAUGUUGUUUCUUUGUGAGUGCAGUGGAUCCAGGGGGAACUGAAAGGCAAUUUUUCUGUAGCUUCUAGAAAAAUUCUGCAUUCCAAAGAAACUUUAUUACCUUCAGUCUCCAUCUCGGUACCAAGGAAGACUUUUGGCUUUUGGAAAGAAAGCAAACAAAUGCAUCUCCAAAAUGGCAGAUUUUUAAAUAUUAUUCAGAUAGAAAUGCACAACUGAAAGCAACCCGCCCACAUGAUUAUAUAUUCAUGAUCCAGAGAACAGGCCAGCAUGUUUUCCAUUAGCGACUCUGUUCUGGGACCACUGUAGUUUAGCUUGUAACUGCUGCUCAUGUGUUGCCUCUACUGGCUGUAUUUUUAUCUUCAGUGCAGAAAUGUUGCUUACAUCUAAAUGCCUCACAUCAGCAGGCUGCUGGAUGCCAGAGUCCAACCUGAACAUGCUCUGUCUCUGUGUCGCCUUCCCUGUAAUCUGCAUAUUGAUUAGAAUAACCAAUCAUUGAUCUUGAUGAGUGUACAAUGAUCACAUGUUGGCAAUUCAUACAGUGUAAAUGAACUGACCAAUUGCUUUGCUGUAAUUGUUUGAAUACUAGUUUCCUAAUGUUGGCUUUACUUUUGUCUGUAGGAUCAAAUAUUAUUACACUUUCUGUUUGAUGUUGUGGUGAAUGUAUCUACAUUAUUUUUGCUGAUUUAUGAUCCUUGUGCACAAAAGCAGGAAGAGUUGCAGAUUCUUUUGUUUGUUUUUCAUUGAAGGGUCUUUGCUUUUCUCUGGAGACGAGUUUUCCCUGUUACACUGUGUUUUCAUUGACGGAGGGCAUAUCUUGUAAACAAUUGUUUUUUUUUUCAAAAUUUACAUGAUGUAGACAUUUAGACUUUUGCGAAGGUAGUUUAUCCUCCAGAAACAGGAUUUCCAGAAGUGCCAAAAUAAGGUUAAGACUCAUAAAGUUGUAGAAAAAUACUGCUCCUAACAGCUGUGGAAAAGAACAGCCAUCAUGUGCCAUUUUGCAAUACAGGUGUAAUUAUCAUGACAUGCAUUACAGCCUAUCCUAACUGUUGACCAACAUUAUUAUAUCCCUUGAAAGUCCUUUUCAUAUAAAAGAUGAAAUGUCAAAGUUGUUUCAUAAUUUUGUAACUGUGUAACGAUGCAAAGUAGUAACAAUGUGUCAAAUCUUGUUUUUGAGCUUGUGGCAGGAAGGUAACAUCAAAAACACCUGCUUCUAAAAUCUCUGAUACUACCAGAUGAGAACCAUGAGCACUAAUCGUGGUAACUGUGAACAACCAAGGUUGAGAUGCUCCAGAGAAAUAAUAUAUAUAAAAAUAUAAUUUCUAUAUCAGAGAAAUAUUUGAAUGUGGUUUCUGGGUGGGAGAGAUGCUGUUGUUGAAUGUGACUGGAAACUCAUAAUAUACUCACUGGUGCCUGCCAGACUA
Molecule: messenger RNA, 5227 nt
Organism: Xiphophorus maculatus (southern platyfish)
Lineage: Eukaryota; Metazoa; Chordata; Actinopteri; Cyprinodontiformes; Poeciliidae
Product: protein kinase C beta type-like
Exons: 17
Coding region: 395-2395 (666 amino acids)
Biological process (GO): protein phosphorylation
Molecular function (GO): ATP binding; zinc ion binding; diacylglycerol-dependent serine/threonine kinase activity
Source: RefSeq, a predicted model, not a curated record